Messenger RNA from Colius striatus (speckled mousebird), 431 nucleotides. RefSeq names its product ribosomal protein L37a (gene RPL37A). The transcript has 4 exons. The coding region runs from base 67 to 345 and encodes 92 amino acids. Gene Ontology annotation, molecular function: structural constituent of ribosome. NCBI's taxonomy places the organism in Eukaryota, Metazoa, Chordata, Aves, Coliiformes, Coliidae. The record is from RefSeq and is a predicted model, not a curated record. Gene Ontology annotation, cellular component: ribosome. Gene Ontology annotation, biological process: translation.
CCGCGCCGCCUCAUCCCGCGCCUGCGCAGCAGCCGCUUCCUCUCCCCGUCGGCGCCGAGCAGGAAGAUGGCCAAGCGCACCAAGAAGGUCGGGAUUGUGGGUAAAUAUGGUACCCGUUACGGUGCAUCCCUUAGGAAAAUGGUGAAGAAGAUUGAAAUUAGCCAGCAUGCCAAGUAUACCUGCUCCUUCUGUGGAAAGACCAAAAUGAAGAGGAAGGCUGUGGGUAUCUGGCACUGCGGAUCCUGCAUGAAGACAGUUGCUGGUGGUGCCUGGACUUACAAUACCACCUCUGCAGUGACAGUCAAAUCUGCCAUCAGAAGACUGAAGGAGUUGAAAGACCAGUAGAAGCUGCUUCCUGCUCUCCUGGUGACACAGCCUUUGUUUCCCCACUGUCAAGAUCUGUCCUUUAACAAUAAAAAGGUGAUAAUGGA